AUGUCACGUUUUUCACGCGACUACAAACCAACCAACCACACAGAUGCCUUUGCUUCAACAUUCCCAACGGUGUCUCGCACGCCACGUGACCCUGAAAUCAUGUUGAUGCAACAAUCAAAUCAACAAGAGAAUGGCAAAUCUAAGCUAUUUCACGAAAUGCCCUGUAAUUCUUCUCCUUUGUCAAAUCCGCCCCCUGAGUCACUUAGCGGCGCCGAUAUCGCAAAGUUGCCUCUACUUCUCGAAAAAGUGAUUGCCGACAGUCUUCGGGGGUAUUUGUAUCAAAAUGCGAUCUUCUACGCGGAGCGGCUCUAUGAUUUGGUGCCGGAUUACCGAAGUUUGCACAUCUUGGCGGACUGCUAUGUGCAGAGCGGCGACGUCGACACCGCCUGUCGGUUGCUGCGCAGCUAUUACCCCUUCUUUGAGGUGCACGUGAAUCGUCCAUCCAGCGCAGGGCCCCUUCCUGUGCAGCGCUCCACGUUUAGAGGCGACGGUGGGGGGGGGAAUCCCUCCGCUUCGGCCGCACCGGCAGCGGGAAGUCCACCACAACAUCGCUUUUCCUUCAUGAUUCCAGGCCGUGGUCAUAUUGGCUCCUCUAAAGCAACCCCUCUGGAUUCCCGAACAGCACUGCAGCAUGACAGUGAUGGUCAACCCAUUCUUUUACACCUCCCCGUUGAUAUUCAACCUCGGUGGGAUUGCCAAUACCUCUUUGGAGUGUGUUGCUGCCGCACGCAGUGCUAUGCCGAGGCAGGAAAGGUGCUCGAGGAGCUUCUCCGCAUCUCUACCAGAUUUCUAGAGAGCUCGGAGCAAUGGCAGGGCAGAGGGAAAGGGGCUGCGCAAGAGGCGGAGGAAUCUGGAUUGCCGGCGCAUGGUCUGAGCGCCAAUGCCUGGGGGGGCGCCUCACGCGUUUCGGCGUUGCCCCCGUCAGGUUACCACGCGAUUCAGCAGCAUCUUCCUGGGCUGCGGUACUGGCUGGGCGUCAGCGCGAAGCAUCGCUGCCUUGACCACGCCCCCGGCCUCUUUAAACGAGCUGCCGAGGCCAAUCCAUUCCUCUUUUGCGCCUUUGAGGAGUAUAUCAAGACGGUGUUGAAGCCUCACGAGGCCUGUUUGACGGUAUUUUCUGAAGGGCAUGAAGAGGUGGCGCAGGAGGAUGUAGAGGUGCCCGUGGGGACUCGGGAGGCAACGGGAAGCGAAUCGCAGCAGCGAAGGACGGGGGAUGGGCUCUUUAGCUAUGGCAGGGGUGCGACUCACAUCCUGAAGAAAUUUUUGAUGCCGUUUGCCACCGUCACUUACCACCUCGGUGUUUACAACUGUGCUGCCACGCAACGCUACAUCCAUGAUUUUCCGCAAAACUUAGCUCCGGCUGACACUUCCGCUUGGCUGCUUACACAGCAUGCCUUAGCCUUCUUUCAUGACGGUGACAUGCAAGUCAGUGCGAAUAUCUUUCAAACGCUGCUCAAAGCGGUCCCAUGGCGCCUGAAUGACGCCGCAUUGGUGCUCUACAGCACGGCACUUUGGCAACUUAAAGCUGAGAGCACUCUCGCGGCGCUUGCGCAGACACUUAUGGAGCAACUACCAUUUUCGGCAAUAACGCUUUGCAUCGUUGCGAAUACUUACAGUCUCGCGAAGGAACCCAGACAGGCUCUUGAAAUGCUGGAGCGAGCAAUUCUCGUGGAUCCCUUUAUGGCAUAUGCGUACAAUUUAUGUGGCUACGAGCUUCUCUACCUGAAUCAAAAAAAUGAAGCCGCUGAAGCUUUCAAAAAUGCAAUUUAUCGAGAUCGCCAUCUCUACGUUGCCUACGCAGGAUUAGGAGAGCAAUAUGCACGAGAUGGCAACAUUAUAUGGGCACGCGAGUACUUCCAGAAAGCCAUCCUCAUCAAUCCGCUUCCGGCCGUGCUGAACCGCUACGCUGCGACGUUCCAUCGCCACAGUGCCGCGCGUGAAGAUCUUGAAAAGGCAUACACCUUAUACACAGAAGCGAUCACGCGCCACUCUCGUAAUUUGAUGGCGCAACAUCAACGAGCAGACGUUCUGUUGCUUCUCGGAAGAAUGGACGAGGCGCAUGCACAGCUUCUCGAGCUGAUCCGGACGUAUCCGAAUGAGGCAAUGCUCUACAUAUCUUUAGCUAAGUGUGUGCAGUUGAUGGGAAUGCCUGACAAAGCGGUCAUGUAUUAUCAGAAGGCCAUGACAAUAGAUCCGCGUCAGGAAGGUUAUGUGAAACGCUGCAUUGAGAACCUUGUUUCGGAGACAAGUGAUCAUGUGUGA
This is a messenger RNA of Phytomonas sp. EM1, 2262 nucleotides long. Lineage: Eukaryota; Euglenozoa; Kinetoplastea; Trypanosomatida; Trypanosomatidae. The record is from the annotation of a GenBank genome assembly.